This is a messenger RNA of Silurus meridionalis, 3135 nucleotides long. RefSeq names its product guanine nucleotide binding protein (G protein), gamma 7 (gene gng7). The record is from RefSeq and is a predicted model, not a curated record. Gene Ontology annotation, molecular function: G-protein beta-subunit binding. The transcript is spliced from 4 exons. The coding region runs from base 286 to 492 and encodes 68 amino acids. Gene Ontology annotation, biological process: G protein-coupled receptor signaling pathway. Gene Ontology annotation, cellular component: heterotrimeric G-protein complex. NCBI's taxonomy places the organism in Eukaryota, Metazoa, Chordata, Actinopteri, Siluriformes, Siluridae.
CAUGCGCCGUGUGAAUCAGGGGGCGGGGCCAUAGAUCGGGGAGUGAUAGACAGAAGUGGGAUUCGGGUGGACACAGCGCUGCGGCUAACAGCUAACAGCUAAUCUAAUCCUUUAAACACACACACACACACACACACACCGGACACACAGAAACCGCCUGAAGAUUUUGAACUGAAGAUCAGAUCCAUCAGAGGUGAUCUUUAGAGCCCGUGUGGAGAACCUGAGUGAGACUUCACCUCGGCUUUCAGCAAUUUCUCUCAGUGGUGUGAUAACCGAUGGCCCAGAAUGUCUACAACUAAUAACAUAGCACAGGCCAGGAAACUGGUGGAGCAGCUGAGGAUCGAGGCAGGGAUCGAGCGCAUCAAGGUGUCGAAGGCGGCUGCAGAUCUGAUGAGUUACUGUGAGCAGCAUGCACGCAGUGAUGCCCUCCUGGUGGGCGUGCCCACAUCUGAAAACCCCUUUAAAGAUAAAAAACCCUGCAUCCUUCUAUAGCCUCUCCCUCUCUCUCUCUCUUUCAUCCAUAUAUCAGUCGUUCUCUUUAUCUGUCUGUCCCUCCUUUUUAUUCCUUCCUUCCUUUCGCUACACUACCUAAAAUAACGCAGUGAAGAGGGAUGAAGGACGUGUGAGAUCAGCAUCCACACGCCCUGUUCCCGUCUGCUACGCCGCGCGCCUUCACUUCCACAGAGCACCGCAGCAGAGUGGGUAGGGAGUAGGGUACAGGUGUGGUUUAGGACACAGCCAGGCCCACGGGUUCUCUGUUUUUUCUACUCAUUUUAUCGUUAGCGUUCCUGCGUGGCCUCGCACACGUCCGAGUCCGAGUGAAACCUCUCAGCAUGUGGAGAACCGCAGUGAGGGUUCUGCAGUCCUGAGGUAUCGGUUCUAACCUACCUCACCUUCAGUUCUCUAACUCCAGGAAAAAGUCCAUCUGGAGCGUGGAUCGUAAAGUCCACGCAGAACCCAUGAGCUCCAUGUAGAAACUUUGUUUAGAACAGUGUGUGUGUGUGUGUGUGUGUGAUACUCUUUAACGCUAGCUGUGUGUUGCGCAUUUCUUUCUGCUGUACAGGUUCUCCUGUGUGUUCUCUCUUCCUGUAAUCUUUAGUUCCUGCCCUGUUCCUCCUUACUUACUUCUCCAUACCUUUGUGUUCCAGGUUCCACUCAUUACUCAGCGUAAGAGUGUGUGUGUGUUCCGUCUGACUGUUUGUAUUCAGAUGAUGUGUUUGAGCAGGCUCUAGAAUUCCAGGUGGGUGGGGGGUUCUUGAAUCUCCAUUGGUGUUAUACAUCCUACGUUCUUCUCCACAGAGGAUGCAGGCCCUUCUGUUUAAAGGUUCUAGAACUGGAAGGUAACAUGCAUGUUCCCAGGGUGCACCUGUUCCUGAAACCUCAGGAAUUCCAUGUGGACGUCUCCAUAUGUCUUGAAUGUUCUAGACUCCUCAAAUGAAGAAUCCUCAGAGAUUCUAGAAUUUGAAAUGGAUAGCAGUAAGGGUUCUAGGAUCAUCAGGCCAAAACAUUACAAAUCACUAGUGCGGAGGUUCUGAGGUUUGCUAGGAAAUUUAGUGAAGUGGCUGUCAGGAAUCUAGAACCACAAGCUCAGGAGAUGUUUAGAUGCAGAUGCCCAGCCAGGAUGUUCUUGAAUACUCUAAACUGUGGAGGUUCUAGAAGUGUGAAGAGUUCAGUUCACUUAAGGAAGGUUCUAGAUUACUGAGUGCAGUAGAAGGACUGUAGAUUAUGAAGGUUCUAACUAGUGUGAAGGUUCUGGAUUGAAGUUCUGGAUUUUUCCCCUAAAGUUCUGCUUGACAAUAUGUACGUGUGUGUGUGUGUUCCAGCCUUCAGGCCGUGUCCUAAACCCCCACACUUCUGUAGUGAACAGUCCUAACGCUGCUCCUGCACACUUCCUGCGGCUGUGUCCCAAACCAGCACACUCCCAUAGUCAGUGCACUAUACCAUCAUUAGCAAGUGGUGCUAGCUAACACAUUUAUGAGCCAUAGCAAGGGUUUCCAUGACAACCAGCCAUAGUAAAGUGGUUUGGGACACAGCCUGUAGAUAACGGGGGUGGGAAGGCUUGAGUAAUUAGGGCUUCGUUCCAGUUUUGUUUCCACCUGCCACACCCUUCCCUACAGGUGGUGUCGGGAGUGCAGCAAAGCAUCCUGGGUAACUGGGGCUCCUGUGGUGAUGUACUGAGGGAAGUGUUGAAUUGGAACAGGGCCCGUGGGAUUGAUUCAUAGAUUCAUUAGAACAGCAGCUUGUGUGUGUGUGUGUGUGUGUGUGUGUGUGUGAGAUUAAUCCAACCCGUUUAACAAAAUGGGGGUUCAUGCAGGAAAAAAACUUCAAGUGCCAAAUUCAGUGAAUUAUUAUUUUUAGGACCAACCUGAUAUUUGGGACUGUAUGAGUGUGUGUGUGUGUGUGUGUGUGCGCGCGCGCGCCAAUGUGUUUAUUAUACAUGACGAUAUUUUGUACACAUGUUGUUUAUAAGAGAAACCUGCAGUGUUCCAGACAGACGUGGGAGGGUCUCUAUGUAGGGAACAUGAAGGUUCAGACCUCUGAUGUCACUUCCUGUGGCUGGAGCACACGUCACUUAAAUGUUUUGCACCACUUCCUUUUAAGUUUAAUGUUCUUGUAUUUCCACAUCUAAAACUCUGAGUUUGGAUAUAAAAGUGAGUGUGGGAAAGUAAUGGCACCCUCAUCACAAAUGUCAGAGCAGUGAAGGAACUUCCUGGAUUUUAUCUCCAGGUAGAGAUUAACGGAGCUCAGCCAAUCAACCAGGGAACAAAAUCCAGAGAUCAGACUUGAGGGUGAAAUCAUGCAUCCUGGUUUCUAGACAAUUUGAAGGAAUGUGUUCACUAGUCUUAAAUAAAUAAAUGUGCCAAGUCCUGUGUGUGUGUGUGUGUGUGUGUGUGUGAGUGAAGAGAGAGCCACCUCCAUCCGUCACUCUGUGUUCUCCCUCCGUCCAUCCUUUCUGCCUUGAUUAUGAAGAUAUCUCUAUUUUUUGUAACUGUUUCUCUCAGUGCCAUUACUCAUGUUUUCUUGCACACUGUUAAUAUUUUAUGGAUUAAAAAAAAGGUUGCUGUUUGAAAUCGAGAAGAAUAAAAAAAGAAUAUUGGAGAAGUAGAAAUGAAAUAAAGAUGAAUUGUCACUGGG